This is a messenger RNA of Nematostella vectensis (starlet sea anemone), 1473 nucleotides long. Its product is annotated as iron-sulfur protein NUBPL-like. The coding region runs from base 36 to 1025 and encodes 329 amino acids. Gene Ontology annotation, cellular component: mitochondrion. The record is from RefSeq and is a predicted model, not a curated record. Lineage: Eukaryota; Metazoa; Cnidaria; Anthozoa; Actiniaria; Edwardsiidae. Gene Ontology annotation, biological process: mitochondrial respiratory chain complex I assembly; iron-sulfur cluster assembly. The transcript is spliced from 11 exons. Gene Ontology annotation, molecular function: 4 iron, 4 sulfur cluster binding; ATP binding; ATP-dependent FeS chaperone activity.
UAAGAUAUGUCAGCGUUUGACCGCACCAAAUCAAGAUGGCGGCCUCCAGGGUCGUACAGCGAAUAUGCCGACCUGGGAUUCAGGCUUUUCGCGUGUCACGAUUAGCAUGUAUUACGGUUUAUAGACGUAAAUCGACGCACGAAAACCCCUUGGGAAUUAAGGGUCAGGAAGGAAAUAAAGAUGGGCGAUUAUCCCGUGGUCUGCCCAGGAAAUGGCCGAUAGCUGGGGUCAAGCAGGUCAUCCUUGUAGCAUCGGGGAAGGGCGGAGUUGGCAAAUCCACCACUGCAGUUAAUCUUGCCUUGGCUUUGAUGGCAAUUAAAAAGCAGGAGCUUAGAGUCGGCCUAUUGGACGCUGAUGUUUAUGGCCCUUCAAUCCCUAUGCUGAUGAACCUACAAGGACAACAGCCUGAGCUUACACCAAAAAAUCAGAUGAAACCCUUGGUGAAUUUUGGAAUGCCAUGCAUGUCAAUGGGAUUCUUGGUGGAUGAUAAAGCUCCUAUUGUCUGGCGUGGUCUUAUGGUCAUGUCUGCAAUAGAGAAGCUGUUGCGACAAGUUGCCUGGGGCGGGCUUGACAUCUUAUUGAUUGACAUGCCUCCAGGAACUGGUGACACUCAGCUGUCGAUCUCACAGCUCAUACCAGUGGCAGGGGCUAUCAUCGUGACCACACCUCAAGACAUUGCUUUACUGGAUGCAAGAAGAGGAGCAGAGAUGUUUAAAAAAGUCGAUAUACCAGUCCUAGGACUUGUGCAAAACAUGAGUCAUUAUGUGUGUCCAAACUGUAGCCACAAGGCUUACAUCUUUGGACAGGACGGUGCAAAGGGCGUAGCACUUGACAUGGGCACAGAGGUGUUAGGAGAUGUUCCUCUAGACUUAGAUAUCAGGCAGACAUCAGAUGAGGGGAAUCCUAUUGUUGUGCUCCAUCCAGAAAGCUUACAGGCUAAAGCGUAUCAAGACAUUGCUGCCAAAGUUCUGGAUAAACUGCCUCCGUACAUUGAGCCAUUCCCAAGCAGAGAUCAAGCUGGGUAAAAUGCAAGCAAUGGCUAUAUGCUAGGAAAACGUACAGGUCACAUGAUCAAUUAUAAGCCAGGAAACCAGUCACAUGAUCAAUCACUUGCCAUGAAACUGGUGUCACAUGACCAUGCAUAAGCCAGGAAAAAGGACACAUGAUCAAUCAAACAAGAAAAAGGUCACAUGAUCAAAGCCAGGAAAAGGUCACAUGAUCAUGCAUAAGCCAGGAAACGGAAGGUGUCACAUGAUCAUGCAUAAGCCAGGAAACGGAAGGUGUCACAUGAUCAUGCAUGAGGUCACAUAGUCAAUCAUAAUUAAAAUCUACAAGCUUUUGUUAUUUUAUGUAUUUAUUGUCAAAACAACACUACAGUUUUUAUGAAUAGCUUUUAAAUGCUUUGUUUGUAUACUAUUUGUACAAUUAUACAUAGGAGAGAAUUAUAAAUAAAUGAGGGCAGAGUUGUACAAA